AUGCUAACGAGCCGGUGCGUAUUCAUCACAGCGGUGCUGCAACUACUAAUCUCGUUCCCGGCGGUCGCCGGGGAACCACAAAUCGGGCUGCCCGGCUGCCAGACCAGCUGCGGCAACGUGAGCGUGUUCUACCCGUUCGGCAUGGGACCGAAGAGGUGCUACUGGCCGGGUUUGAAGCUCACCUGCGACGACCGCGGAAGCAAACCCCCGCGGCUGCUCUUUGGUGAUGGUGGCGCUGGUGCAUUCGAGGUGGUCGAGAUUUCCCUAGAGAAGCUCACGAUGCGCGUAGUCAGCCACAAACUACAAGCCAUCAACAUCAACAUGAGCAGCGGCGGCUCUGGCCGGUUGAGCCUCGGUUACACCGAGGCCAUCGGCGGGGCGCCGUACUUCCUGCAGCAGGGGGCCAACGAGAUGAUCCUCACCGGGUGCAACGUGCAGGCGACACUGCGGUGUAACGGAAAUAUCGUCAAUCGGUGCGCCUCCUUCUGCCCCAUAUUUACUGACGACAAUGGUAGUCCGCUCCCCGCCCAGUAUUUCGCCGCAGACUACAACUCCAACAGCUGCUCCAACUUGGGCUGCUGCCAGUCGUCCAUCUUGUCCAGCAGCACGUCCUAUGAUGUCGAGGUCAAUCGGCUCGGCGAUUGCCUGCGGUACGGCCCUGUGCCCGACCCGUUUCCCGACGAUGUUCCAAUGAAUGUGCUCAUCGCUGAGGAGGGUUGGUUCUACCCGGAGAAUGUCAUAAAUGUUACCUCGUGGCCCACCGUGAUUUUCCGGUGGGCGGUGCCGCAUGGUGCCGCGGUCCCGGUGGGGCCGUGCCCCGACGAGGCAGCCCGGAGCAUCUGCAAGAGCACCCAUAGCUAUUGCACACAAGAGUGGUCAAAUAUACAGUCGGGGACUAUUCUUGCCAGUGCAACUCCGGCUACACCGGCAACCCUUACCUCACCUAUGGAUGCCAAGAUAUCCAUGUGUGUGAUCAGAAAGAAAAACAUGGCUGCUUCGGCCAUUGUGAGCGACUGCCCGGAUAUGUUAGCUGCCGGUGCCCAGAAGGAACCAAUGGCAACUACUCCAUACCCGGGGGCUGUGUCGCAGACACAAACACAGGUAACUUGGCCUUAAUCAUUGGUUUGUCGGCUGCAAGUGGCCCAUUCAUUCUACUUUUGGUUCUUUGCAUACUCGUAUUGUCAAGUGAUUUUCAGGAACAAAAGCUGAGGAUGUUGAGA
This is a messenger RNA of Triticum dicoccoides, 1220 nucleotides long. RefSeq names its product wall-associated receptor kinase-like 1. Gene Ontology annotation, molecular function: polysaccharide binding. NCBI's taxonomy places the organism in Eukaryota, Viridiplantae, Streptophyta, Magnoliopsida, Poales, Poaceae. The coding region runs from base 1 to 1116 and encodes 371 amino acids. The transcript has 3 exons. The record is from RefSeq and is a predicted model, not a curated record.